This is a messenger RNA of Ilex paraguariensis (yerba mate), 262 nucleotides long. NCBI's taxonomy places the organism in Eukaryota, Viridiplantae, Streptophyta, Magnoliopsida, Aquifoliales, Aquifoliaceae. The record is from the annotation of a GenBank genome assembly.
AUGGAGUUUCCUCACAGAAACAUGGAUAAACGGCCAAAGAAACGACCUCGUUUAACAUGGGACAUGCCUCAACCUGUUCCUCCUACAAAGGUCCUUCCAACAAUAUAUUGUGGGCAGGAGUUUGCAAAUGGGACAGUUCCCAAUUAUGCUUAUUCUUCUAUAUAUUACAAGGGGGUGCCCAGCAAUGGUUCUCCUCCUUGGAGGCCGGACGACAAAGACGGCCAUUUCGUUUUUGCUAUUGGAGAGAAUUUAACUCCUCGUU